Fonsecaea multimorphosa CBS 102226 is the source of this 891-nucleotide messenger RNA. RefSeq lists its product as uncharacterized. Gene Ontology annotation, biological process: peptidyl-serine phosphorylation; signal transduction. The transcript is spliced from 2 exons. Gene Ontology annotation, molecular function: ATP binding; protein serine/threonine kinase activity. The coding region runs from base 1 to 891 and encodes 296 amino acids. The record is from RefSeq and is a predicted model, not a curated record. Lineage: Eukaryota; Fungi; Ascomycota; Eurotiomycetes; Chaetothyriales; Herpotrichiellaceae. Gene Ontology annotation, cellular component: nucleus; cytoplasm.
AUGCUGGAAGAAGAAGCCGAGAUUUACCGCUCCCUGGCUGGAUGGCCGGGCUUCCCCCAGGUCUACUGGUAUGGUCAACAGGACGAUCUUAUGGUCUUGGUGUUUGAGCUCCUAGGACCGAACUUGGAAGAUCUAUUUCGAUAUUGCGGCGAUCGGUUCUCGUUGAAAACGACGCUGAUGCUCGCGGACCAGCUCCUCCGACGAUUCGAAACUUUACAUUCCCACCACUUUCUCCACCGCGACAUCAAGCCGGAGAACUUCCUUCUGGGGACGGGGCGACGAGGGAACACGGUCUAUAUGACCGAUCUGGGUCUUGCGGUCUAUCACCGUCCCGGCCGGAGCCGCCCUUAUAGCUCUCCUAACCGCUAUGAGACUACGCGGCCUCCCCUGUUAUUAGGUACCUGCCGGUAUGCGAGUAUCAAGGGACAUCUGGGGGAAGCACAAUCUCCGCGCGACGAUUUGGAGGCUCUCGGUUACAUGCUCGUUUACUUCCUUCGUGGCAAACUUCCUUGGCAAGGCCUCAAGGCAGAUAAGGCUGCCAAACAUCUACUGGUUCUGGAGAUGAAGCGGGCGACGACCCCAAGCACACUUUGUGACGGCCUCCCCGCGGCGUUCGAGGAAUACAUGACUUACGUGCAGAACUUGAAUGACAACGAUCGACCGGACUACCGAGCCCUGCGGGCGAUGUUCGAUCAAGUCUUUCGCGCAGAGGGGUUCGAACACGACAAUGUGUUCGACUGGACGCUCCGCGAGUUUCAGAAGCUAGAGUCUGCCGCUCCAGAACUGCCGACAUCCCAAGAUUCAGCUCAUCUGCGAGCCGUGAACGACACGUCGUCACCACACAAUGAAAUUCCAGAGAAACCCGAACCGCGCCGCUCGAGGAGGCGAUGA